UCUGGCUGUGCACGGGAGUAUUAUGGGCUGUAUGGAAUUCUGAAGCUAGAGCAGGCUGACUGGACUCGCGCUCACAGCUAGCUUCGCUGCAAGCUAACGGUAUAGACGAAGGUAAACAUGGAGCUAUCGGCUGUCGGGGAGAGGGUGUUUGCGGCCGAAUCGAUCAUCAAGAGACGAAUACGACGGGGUCGAAUGGAAUAUCUCGUUAAAUGGAAGGGCUGGUCAGCCAAGUACAGUACUUGGGAACCAGAGGAAAACAUCCUUGACUCGCGCCUUUUCGUUGCCUUUGAAGAGAGGGAGCGUGAGAGAGAAAUAUUUGGACCCAAGAAAAGAGGACCUAAGCUGAAGACUUUUCUUCUAAAGGCCCAAGCUAAAGAAAAGGCAAAGUCUUAUGAAUUUAGGAAUGAAUCAUCCAGGGGCAUUCAUGUUGCGUAUCCCAGUCCAGAGCCUGUGGUAACCCCUAGAGCGAGAGAGGGACUGCGUGCUGUCGUUCCCACCAUUUUCCCUCCCAGCACAGUCAACCGAGGGGAGAGUGUAAGGCUUUCACCUCCAGAACCAAGGGAGCAUCGUUCUCCUCCCUCAGCUAGACCCAGCACUGAUGCAUUUACCCUUGCCCCAAAGAAGAGAGGACGGAAGCCCAAAUUACGGUUCACAGAUAGCUAUACAAGCUCCUUACAUCCGGAGCAUGCAAAAAGAGCAGCAGAUGAGACCAUGGCAAGCAUUCCUUCCAAAAUGGCAAAGUUAGGUUUGGGUGAAGAGGAAGAGAGAUGCUCUGAAAUGAGUGGGAGAAUUAAAAUAUCUCAUAAGCACAUGAAUGCUACCUAUUUACACAAACAAAACAGAGUCAUUCCAAGCAGGAGUACCCAGCACAUUUCUCCAGAGUGGAAUUUGCAUUCUAGCAGAGUGGAUGCAGACUUACAGGGCUGCAGGACUAAUCCACAAACAAGCCUCUUUCACCAUAAACACCUGAAGCACCAUUCAAAACGAAGAACAUUUGAACAUGGUGAUUCCACCAGCAGACAGCCUUCACUUAUCGCCAAAAUCCCAGUGUCACGUAUAUUUGGAGAGCCGGAAGAGGGAGAUGCUUGGAGACCCUCUUUCAGCAAUGUGGAGAAAGUUAUAGUUACCGAUGUGACGACAAACUUCCUGACUGUAACGAUCAAAGAGAGUAGCACAGAUGAAGGCUUCUUCAAAGACAAAAGAUGAUUUUGUACUGCAGCCAGUGUGCUCUUCUUCAGAAGUCGUUUAUUAUCAAAAAAUAUUCUGUAUUGUGUAUUGUAUAAAAAAAUUCUUAUUCCGUUUUCUGUCCCACUGCAAUCUGUAUUUAUUGUGAAAUUGCUGCUUUAAGAGAUCUGCAUGCUAGACAUGUUAAACAAAGCUAGAACUGCGUUCAAAUGCAUACAAGAGUACUCAGAUCAAUUGCUGUAAAUGAGUUUUAAUUACAAAUUGUUUAAAAUAAAUAUAUAAAAGUCUUUAGGUCUCUCACACAAAUAUUAAGAACACAGACACUUAUGUACAGCCUAAAAAUUUACAUUUUGCACACCUAGCGUCAUUUCAUUGCGUUAUGUCAUUACUUUUUGAAUUCUUGUAAUUUACGUUGACUUUUUUGUAAGUUUAUAUUGUCAGUUACCUUGUAAACUUGUUUCACGGUACAACGACCUUAACAAUUUAUACAUAAAAGUGUAAAAUAAAAAUCUGAUUUUCAUCUCAAAAGUAAAAUAAUAAUGAACAUG
Messenger RNA from Ctenopharyngodon idella (grass carp), 1733 nucleotides. RefSeq names its product chromobox homolog 8b (gene cbx8b). The transcript has 5 exons. NCBI's taxonomy places the organism in Eukaryota, Metazoa, Chordata, Actinopteri, Cypriniformes, Xenocyprididae. The record is from RefSeq and is a predicted model, not a curated record. The coding region runs from base 118 to 1206 and encodes 362 amino acids.